Molecule: messenger RNA, 2474 nt
Organism: Cynoglossus semilaevis (tongue sole)
Lineage: Eukaryota; Metazoa; Chordata; Actinopteri; Pleuronectiformes; Cynoglossidae
Product: golgin subfamily A member 1-like
Exons: 12
Coding region: 845-1501 (218 amino acids)
Cellular component (GO): Golgi apparatus
Source: RefSeq, a predicted model, not a curated record
UCAUCUCGUCUAUUUUCCUCAUUGUUCUUCGUGCAGGCGGCUAUGUAUAAAGCACUGUUUAGAAUCCAUUUGGCCCACUUUAGUAGACUUUUGGGAGAAUUCCUCUCUAUCGGUUACGUUAAAUAGAACCACAAGGAAGCCGUGUUGCCAGAAGUGUUGACAUCAAUCAGCUACUCGAUUGGUGUAGCACGAUCACGUGUCGAACCGUGCCACCUCUCGCGCACCAAAAUUUUAUUUCGCCCCGAAGACGCUAGUUCUUUAUAAAAUACAUCGAUAUAAAAAACGGGCAGGAUAUUUUGCGACGAACUUUUUGCUGUAAGUUUAACGUAACUCGUUCUUAUUUAUGAAGUUGAGAUCGUGUAGUUCCCAGACGUCGGAGCGAGAUGAAACGAUAAUCGGGUUCACCUUAUGGCCUACAUAGCAAUCCUUCCGUUAAGUGUAUACAGAGAAACAUGGGGUGACGCCAUUUACUGACACUGGUCGACUUUAAUUGUGGUAAGAUAAAGACGGCUUCACAGACGAGGCAAUGUUAACAUCUGGCAGCUAACAACAGCGUUCACUUGCGUUGUUGUGGCUAAAUAAGUUAGCCGGAUUGCUGUCUGUCAAAACACCCAGUCCGUGGGAACGAACCUUAACUAAUGGCGUCAACGCUGCUGAGGCACAGUGUAACAGCAUGGACUUGCCGGUGCUGCAAAUGUUGCAACAGCUCAUCAUUUGGACACUGCUUGCUUACAGUCUUGCGGAGAUGGACCCAUAACCUCAAUGCAUCGUGCCACGUGAAAUCACGUACAUCGCACACCACACUGCAGUUUGCACCAGGAUAGAGACAUUGACCGGGCUAGACAUGUUUGCCAAGCUAAAGAACAAGCUCGCUGAGGAAGCAGCUAUGGCACCUCGCAGUGGUGUUCGUAUUCCACGCACCAUCAGCAAGGAAUCCAUCACCUCAGUAGGGGCAGACUCAGGCAAUGACUUUGCAUCUGAUGGCAGCAGCUCAAGGGACAACUUACUAGCUCAGAUCCUAAGAAGAAAUAGUCAGAUCUGGAAGUUGGAAGCCAAGUUGUCAGGUUGGAAACAUCCAACUGAAGCUGCUGUCAGCCCAAAUGAGUUAUCACAUUAUUCAUUGGUCCCAUUAUCUUUUCACAAGACAACGGGAUCAAAAUAUAAUCAGAAACUUCAGGAACAGAAUGAGUCUCACCAGGCUGGCAGAGCCAAAAUGGCAGAGGGAAUGACUUUGGCUCUGGAAAAGAAGGAUGAGGAGUGGAUGGAGAAGUUUGCUCUUGUGGAAAAGGAGAAAAAUAAGCUGUCAACCAAACUACAGAACAUGAUGGAGCAAAGUGCAACACUCCUCCAGAAAUGGGAUGACCUGGACAAACUAGAAGGUUUUCAGCAGCAGGAGCUGGCCAAAGUCAAACACAUAUUGCUGAUAAAUGCUGUCAGAAGGAAGAAGUCAACUCGGCAAAGAGAGGAAUGUUCGAGACCCAAGGGAAACUCCGACUCAUAGAAGAAGAGCACAAGGAGAGCUGCAGACUCAACUCUGAACUUGAAAUAGAGCGAGGGGAUCUCCUGUUUCUCAAAGAGAAGGCGGACAAGAAGGUUGGUGAGCUGGAAGGAUGUUGUCAGGACCUCCAGUCUGUCAUCCAGCAGGUGUUGGAAGACUUUCAGAAGUGAGCCUCUCCCUAACAGUGGACAUGUCCUGCUGUGUCCUCUUCAGAGACCGAACCUGCUCUUCAACCUAUCAGUAUCCAAAGAAGAAAAUGCUAUGGACGAGUCGCCUUUGUGACGGAGAAGAGUCUGCAGCUCAGUGAUACUGCAACUCAUUUUAGAAACCUACACAAAAGACCCAUAUGAUGAACUGGGAAUCAAUAACAAUAAGGACACUGUUGUUUUAUUCACCUGAAGUUUAGUAACCAUCUAAAUAUCUGCCUAAUGAAUUAAAUGUGGGGAGAAAAAUGUUUAGUUGAAGUUGUUAGUUACCUGUGCCUCUAGAGAGCUGACUAUAUCAGUAUGGUUCAUUCGAAUAGACAGCAGCUCCGCUCGGAUCUCAUGCAGACUCUGCUCCAGACUGGACUUCUAAAAAAAUAAAGGGAAGAGUUGAUAGAAGUGUGUAGCGUUUUCAUCAAAACUUCCAUCUAUCUGUUGUUAUUCAAAAACAAAUUAAAGAAUAUGCAUCUUUUAUGUCAGACAGUACUUGCAACCACUGAUAGAACAGAUUUUUUUGAUGAUCUUCCUAUAUUCAUUGAGAUUGGAUGCUAAAAAGUAAAAAUUAAAACUUAAUAAAAAUUUAAUAUUUAGAAAAAACUAAACUACACUUAUUUCCAUUUCACACAUUCUUUACCUCCUGGAGAUGUUCAUCCUGACUCAGGUUGCCUCGAAGUUGUCUCUCUAGCGAGGUCACUUCCUUAUGAAGCACCACCAACAAGCGCCCCUUCUCCUCCUCUGUCACUGCAGCCUGGCCAUUCCAGACAGGACAAGUU